GAAACGGCUAUAAUAAGAAUUUUCUUGUAACAUUAAAGGUUCCCGGAAACAAUGGACAUCAUGAAUACCGCCGAUUUUCAGACGCAGUUAACAUCGAUAAUGGAAAUUAUGGCGAGAACCGCUGUUGUUGAAAUAAGCAAACUUUUCGAGGAGAAUUCGUUGCUGCUGCGUUUAGAGAUUUCACGAUGUACAAACGAAAAUGAAUCUCUGAAAAAGAAAUGUCAUUCUCUGGAGAGUGAACUUCAGUCUGCUCGGAAACCCGCUGGAAAGAUGAAGGGACCAGAAGAUCCAUUCAGCCAUCCGGGACUUCGAGACACUGGACAUCGUCCCACAAUUGACAAUGUCUUCGGUAAGGAAUGGUGCAUGAACCUCUGGAGACACCAGGAGUCAAAUAUUGGUGUGCAGGAGGACGACACACACCUGGACUCUUCAACCAUGACAGAAGAGCCAGUAAAUUUGCUGGAUGAAGAACCAGAUGUAAUUAUGAUAAAAGAAGAGACGCUGAAGAUUGACGAUUGCUCUGGGAAAAGUAAACGUGAGGCAGACCAAAGGAGCAGUUUGAGAGGUCCAGCAAUGACCAGUGAUGAGAGCUGUGUUGCCCAGAGCUCUGAGGAUUUUAUCACAUACACCGUACCUUCAGAUGAGCAAGUCCAAUCGAACGUGCAACAGCCGCAAGCCGAAGAACAAGCUCUUGAAGGAACGAUUUCGACACAUGGAGACUGUACAGCAGGGUCAGAUUUCAGUGCUGAUGUUGGAUUUUUUCCAAAUCACCGGAAUUUCAACCAUAUUUUUACACAAAAGAAGAAAUUUAAUUGUGUGUUCUGUGGGAGAAGCUUUGAAUAUUUAAGCCAUAUGAAAAAACACAUGCGGACACACUCCGGAGAAAAACCUUAUGUCUGUACAGUUUGUGGUCGAAGGUUUGCUCAAAAAAUAUAUCUCACAACUCACGAGCGCACUCAUUCUGGCGAGAGGCCGUUCACGUGCGUGGAGUGUGGAAAGAGUUUUUCUCAAAAAUCUUCUCUGAACGUUCACCUCCGAAGCCACACCGGAGAAAAGCCAUUCAGCUGUUUGGAAUGUGGGAAAAGAUACGCGUACAAAAGUGCUCUUAAAUCACACCGAUGUGUUAGUUAGAAUAGAAAUGAAUUGUUACUGAGUAAACUACUGUCUAGGGCUGCGUUUUGUGAGCGAAGUUGAUCGUAGAGACCAUACGAUGCUUUUGGGAAAUGCAGCCUAGGUCAUUAUACUAUAUGUUUGUUGAACAGAAGGAUAAACAUGAUACUAUUGAACAAAAUAUGUAUUAAAAGUGGUUGAAAAUGCUGAUAGUAAAGGUUGUUUGUUUGUGAA
Messenger RNA from Rhinichthys klamathensis goyatoka, 1344 nucleotides. RefSeq names its product histone-lysine N-methyltransferase PRDM9-like. NCBI's taxonomy places the organism in Eukaryota, Metazoa, Chordata, Actinopteri, Cypriniformes, Leuciscidae. Gene Ontology annotation, biological process: regulation of transcription by RNA polymerase II. The transcript has 4 exons. Bases 52 to 1131 code for a protein of 359 amino acids. Gene Ontology annotation, molecular function: RNA polymerase II cis-regulatory region sequence-specific DNA binding; DNA-binding transcription factor activity. The record is from RefSeq and is a predicted model, not a curated record.